Molecule: messenger RNA, 1153 nt
Organism: Topomyia yanbarensis
Lineage: Eukaryota; Metazoa; Arthropoda; Insecta; Diptera; Culicidae
Gene: Timp
Product: tissue inhibitor of metalloproteinase
Exons: 4
Coding region: 334-990 (218 amino acids)
Biological process (GO): negative regulation of endopeptidase activity; negative regulation of membrane protein ectodomain proteolysis
Cellular component (GO): extracellular matrix
Molecular function (GO): metalloendopeptidase inhibitor activity; protease binding
Source: RefSeq, a predicted model, not a curated record
UAGAUAUACGAACGUGGUAGCGACUGGACGAAUAACUUCACACAAUCAUUUUUAAUCGGUGAGAAUCAGUCGUAUUUAUAUUUUGCUGAUGCUAAUUUGUUAAACUUGGCCCUCUAUAGUGAAAAAGUGUGGAACAGUGUUAAAUCCAACGCAAAAGAAGAGGUUGCUAUAAAAACCUAGUAAACAUAAAUCAAGUCAAGUUGCGUUGAUCGUAUAGAACUAUCGUGACUGAUUCUCCCUAAGUUAGUUAUGUGCUUGUGAACUUUUUUGUAAUUCUUGUAUCGAUUUGCGGCAAAAUAUUCAAGUACGGGUUGAGAGGAAGCGUCAGUGUAAAUGAAGAUUCACAACAUGUUACACAAAAAUAUGAACCCGUACCACGUGAUCACCUUGGGGCUACUGAUGGCGUUAGGAGUAAUUUUACAGUUGAGUACCGCAGAAGCGUGCAGUUGUCAGCCGGAACAUGCACAAACGGCUUACUGCGAUGCGGAGUAUGUAAUUGUCGUACAAGUACUCAGAAAGUCAAAUCGAAAGCUUAACGGCAAUAAUGUCUACAAAAUCGCCAUUAAAAAAGAGUACAAGAUGACACCUCAUGCUCAAAAAAUGCUAAAGCAGGGGAAAAUUGUAACACCUCCCUCUGACUCUAUGUGUGGACUACAGUUAGAAGUGAACCAAUUGUAUACAAUAGCUGCUCAAGAUAUUCAUGUGGGUUUGUGUAGUUUUGUGCGCAAAUAUUCGGAUCUUACGAUUGUGGAGAAGCGUGGAUUGGCUGGAAUUUAUCGUAAGGGAUGCCCAUGUCAAAUCAAACCAUAUUAUACCGGGACUUGCAACAUGUCUAUUGGAGUGUGUAACUGGAUGCCAAUGGCCCCUUGUGAAUCAGCAUAUGGUUCUUGUGUACCGACACGAGGACAUCUAAUUGACGGUACACCUGCUAAAUGCCAUUGGCGCCGAUCACCACUUUAUCAGAAAUGUAAACUUAACAUUCGGGAGUGAUUUAACUGCAUAAAUCGAGAAUCCAUCUAUGUUGUAAUUAUUCUAUUUAUGCAAUAUCCUACUUGUUGGCUAAAAUCGUGUAUCAGAUCAUUGUUAUUAUUUAAUUAAUAUUUUAAACACUAAAAAUAUUUAUUGUCAGAGGAAAAUAAUAUUUAUUUUACUA